Alternaria rosae is the source of this 1290-nucleotide messenger RNA. RefSeq lists its product as uncharacterized. The record is from RefSeq and is a predicted model, not a curated record. Lineage: Eukaryota; Fungi; Ascomycota; Dothideomycetes; Pleosporales; Pleosporaceae. The transcript is spliced from 3 exons. Bases 131 to 1144 code for a protein of 337 amino acids.
GAAAGCCUAAAUCCCAUACGCCCAACCAUUCUUUAUUCGCACCUCCAGGCGCAAUCUCGCUUCCUCUGCUCCCGCCAGCUUAUAACAGCACCGGCCUCUACCCUUCGCUGCAGACUCUUCUUUUCGCAUAAUGUUCUUCAAACGUCGGUCCCGCGCCAAUUCUUACGUAGACAACAGUGAGAACCCGCGCUCGCAGUCAUUCGACGAUUACACAGAUAAGCGCCCCGAGUCGAGCCGUAAGGAGUCCCACCACAGCCAGCCCUUUUCGCCCACCGAGGAGCCGGACAUGUAUCCCCGCCAGCAGCAACCCCAAGAGCCGACGUACGCGCAGAGUGCUCCCCCCACCCACAACAACAUGCCUAUCCGCUCCCAGCAGGUGCCCCCAACCGGCGGCAGCACCCCCAUGGGGCUCGGUAUGCCCGACCUCAUUACCGCUGCCUUCAACCAGGCCGUCCAGCCCUACACGGAGAAGAUUGAGCAGCUCGAGAGCCAGCUCGCCGACCUGCAGAACUGGGUCGACCAGCUCGAGCAGCAGCGCGCCGAGGUGCACAACUGGAUCGACAAGCGCGGACUGCGACCAGAUGUUCCUGCCUCAAUCGCCAAGAUCAUGGACACCACCACCGCCGAUGCUGCGCCCACCCUCAACGCCCAGCUCGACCGCAAGAUCACCAUCGUCAACUUUGACCUGCACCGCCUGCAAGACGACCUCAACGACUCCAUCUCCUCAUCACACUUUGCCUCGGCCAUGCUGAAGUUCCUGCCUGACAUCCAGCGCCUGACACUGCUCCCGUCCGGCCCGCGCUACGCCUUCGACCUUAUCCUGAAGCUCGGCGGCAACCUCAACUCACACGGCGGCAUCGACAGCGCCGACGCAGGCGACAUUGCCGCACGUCGCGAUUUCUAUAACAGACUAGACGAGACCAUGGUCGAUGUCGUGCAGCGACGCUUCGGCGAGGGCGAGGGCUGGGACGUCAAGCGCGAGAUCAAGCGCAUCGAGAAGACGGCCAGCUACCUCAAGACCUACGGCGUCGAGCCAUACUUCCCCUCAACGCUUGAUAUGAUGAAGCGCGAGAUGGAGUUCCAACCGCACCAAAACGGCGGUGUUCCCAAUGGCGGAACAGGAACCCCACCGCGGUACCAUUAGAUCUCUUGAGGAGUGUGUGGGCUGGAGGCGUGCUGACAGUCUGUAGUCCGAGAGAGUCGACCGAGCAGCUGAGACAGACGAGGCUGGCGAAACUGGGAGAACUCCAGCGAGUCCUUGGGCAGUGUCGAAGUGAGCGCGACAGCCUG